GUGAUAUCUAUUAUUGCAUUUGUCACAUGUCCUAUUGAUAUUUUACUGGCAAACACACUCACAAAAUCCUCACAGUAGGCCUGUUGGGACAGGACUUGAACUGGCGGUCCCUGGGGGUCUCAACACUGCUUACUCAUUGACAUCCAAGGAUCCUUGAAGAGAGCAGGUAUAUAAGCCGCUGAGGAAAAAGCACCCUCCACAAACUGCGAGGAAAAUAUCCAAGAGACAACAGAUUUAAGAUCGAGGAAAUGGAGCUGAGGGCUUUGCUUCUGCUGACCCUUCUGGGACUCUUGUUUGUAGAGCCAGGGUUUGGACAAAGAGUUGACAUGGAUAUUAGUGAGUGGCUGAGUGAUAAAAUUGAAUUAAUAAAGAACUUGGAGGACAAACUUAAACAGCUAGAAACACGGCAGAAUGAUUCUGAGGCUCUGGAGGCCAAGCUCAACGCGACUGUAGACGAGGUGACGAGACAAAAAGCUGAAGUGGACGGACUGAGGAAAGAGAAUGAAGGCCUGCAAACGAGACUGAAUGCCACAGAGAUGGAGAUCGAUAAACUGAAGCAGAGUGGUGCUAAAAGUGCCCCUCAGAUCGCAUUCUCGGCCUCUUUGGCAAACUUCGGGGAGAUUUACAGAGGACCCUGCACGGACAAGACCCUUAUUUUCAAAAGGGUCUUCUCAAACACUGGCAGUGGUUAUGACCCAGAUACAGGAAUCUUCACAGCACCUGUGAACGGUCUUUACUUCUUAAGUUUCAGUACCUAUGGCUACAACACUCACGUCAUGGGGGCCAUUUUAAUGAAGAAUGGCGUUGGGCAAAUUUCAACCUAUGAUAACCCUUCAGUUGACAGCUCAGACAGUAGCAGUAAUGCUGUUGUUCUGCAAUUAGCUGCUGGUGACAAGGUGUACAUGGAGCUGUGGGACAACGGCAGAGUGUUUGACAACUUGAAUGGACACACAACCUUCAGUGGUUUUCUCGUCUUCCCUGUGUAA
Cottoperca gobio is the source of this 986-nucleotide messenger RNA. RefSeq names its product cerebellin 11 (gene cbln11). The transcript is spliced from 4 exons. Gene Ontology annotation, molecular function: protein binding. NCBI's taxonomy places the organism in Eukaryota, Metazoa, Chordata, Actinopteri, Perciformes, Bovichtidae. Bases 249 to 986 code for a protein of 245 amino acids. The record is from RefSeq and is a predicted model, not a curated record.